Messenger RNA from Hydatigera taeniaeformis, 892 nucleotides. Lineage: Eukaryota; Metazoa; Platyhelminthes; Cestoda; Cyclophyllidea; Taeniidae. The record is from the annotation of a GenBank genome assembly.
AGAAAUUAAAGCACUUCAGUUGAUGUCUUUUCAUCCAAACAUUGUACGGCUUCGUGAAGUGUUUCCACAUGGGAUGGGCUUUACACUUGUUUUCGACUACAUGUCUACAGAUUUAAGUGAAAUUUUGCGCUCUAUCGAUUCGCCCUUGUCGGAAGGAGAAGUUAAAGCCUAUAUGAUUAUGCUACUCCGAGGUAUAAGUUUCUUGCACUCAAAUAGCAUAAUGCAUCGUGAUCUCAAACCCGCUAAUCUCUUGAUUAACAGCAAAGGCAUUCUUAAAAUAGCCGACUUCGGAUUGGCUCGAUUAUUCUCAAGGCAAGAAGAUAAACUUUACAGUCAUCAAGUCGCUACUCGCUGGUACCGCGCUCCUGAGCUACUUUAUGGUGCAAGACGGUAUACUGAAAGCGUUGAUUUAUGGGCUGUGGGUUGUAUUCUUGGAGAAUUAAUUAACAAUUCACCAUUAUUUCCUGGUGAAAAUGAUAUUGAACAGUUGUGGUUUGUCAUUCGAGUUUUGGGAACACCUACUGAAAAAAACUGGCCUGGAUUAACUCAGUUACCGGAUUACAAUAAAAUCACAUUUUCGCACUGCGAACCCGUGGCCUUAGAAGAUGUCUUAUUGUCUGACUCACUACUGGCUCGAAAUUUAUUGGGAAAGUUUUUGUGCUAUGAUCAAAACAGAAGAAUCUCUGCCGAGAAGGCCUUACUUCACGACUUUUUCUUGACAGAACCGCUUCCGGUGGGUCAUAAUAUGCUGCCAAAGCCAAAAGCAAAGCGGAAUACAUCAACUGUCUUAGAAAACUGUCUUAAAGCUCCUCUUAGUACCUUAAUUCCCUCUCCAAACUUCUUUGAUGAAACUGCCAAAAAUAUAACCACUUUCGACGACACAAAUCUGUGA